ACGAAUUCUGCUUCAUCAAUGCCACAAAAACAUUGAAGAUCGUCUCCCUGAUCUCUCGAGUAGUUUUCAUGUUGAAAAUGUCUCUGGAUCAGACUGUCUGUGAAGAUCUCAAGGCUUUCGAGAGGAGACUCACAGAGGUGAUAGCCAGUUUACAGCCAUCAACACUGAGAUGGAGGAUUCUACUGGGAUUCAUCUCGGUGUGCACAGCAGUGGGGGCUUGGCACUGGCUGACAGACCCAAACACUUCAGCUGUCUCCUUUACACAGAGUCUCUAUAAUCAUCCUAUAUUUGCGUUAGCCAGUAUUUUAUUAGUUGUAUUAUUCCUGCUGGGCGUGCACAGAAGAGUAAUAGCCCCGAGUAUCAUAACCCAGCGAGCAAGAAGUGUUCUAGGUGAUUUCAACAUGAGUUGCGACGACACAGGAAAGCUAAUCCUCAAGCCAACACGACCGCCCCACCCACACGAGACCUGAGAUUACCCCUAAUAUAGAUAUAUUAUUUUUCCAAUGCAAUUAGCCUGCCACUCUGCACUGGUAGGCUCAAUUAUCCCCAGAAUAAUGAAUAAAACGCCAUUUUUUCAUGACCCAAGAGACCAGAGUUAUUGAAUUCGUGGUGCAGGUCCAGAAAAUCCAUUUUAUCAUCAACUGAGGCUGCGUCUUCCUCAAAAUUCAGCGGAAGAAUUGAAAAAAAGAACUGUUAGAGAUGGAAAAUCCACUCAUUUUCAUUUCGACAAUAACAAGUUACCAAAUUGUUCAUCUAGAUUGAAAGAAUCCUCUCAUGACGAAUGAUUAAAUCUAGUGACGAUGUAUUUAUUAGGAAUAAAAAAUUCUGAUAAAUAACAAGAAA
Messenger RNA from Diachasma alloeum, 843 nucleotides. RefSeq names its product nuclear envelope phosphatase-regulatory subunit 1 homolog (gene Cnep1r2). The record is from RefSeq and is a predicted model, not a curated record. The coding region runs from base 69 to 470 and encodes 133 amino acids. The transcript is spliced from 5 exons. NCBI's taxonomy places the organism in Eukaryota, Metazoa, Arthropoda, Insecta, Hymenoptera, Braconidae. Gene Ontology annotation, cellular component: Nem1-Spo7 phosphatase complex; cytoplasm.